Gossypium raimondii (Peruvian cotton) is the source of this 1010-nucleotide messenger RNA. Its product is annotated as dehydrodolichyl diphosphate synthase CPT3. Gene Ontology annotation, biological process: polyprenol biosynthetic process. Gene Ontology annotation, cellular component: endoplasmic reticulum. The transcript has a single exon. Lineage: Eukaryota; Viridiplantae; Streptophyta; Magnoliopsida; Malvales; Malvaceae. The record is from RefSeq and is a predicted model, not a curated record. The coding region runs from base 5 to 829 and encodes 274 amino acids.
UGAUAUGUUCAGAGAAGAUAUUAUAAUACACAUCUUUUCUGGAUGGAGGAGUUUCUUAAGGAAAUGUUUGUUUCGAGUCCUUCGAGUCGGUCCGAUCCCGUCUCACAUUGCUGUGAUCAUGGACGGGAACCGAAGAUACGCUAAGAAGAAGAAGAUAGACGACACGACGGGGUACGAUGCAGGGGCAUUGGCACUCUUGCAUUUGAUCAUUUACUGCAUGGAGCUUGGUGUUAAAUAUGUUACGGCGUAUGCUUUCAGCAUCGACAAUUUCAGAAGGCAGCCGGAAGAAGUUCAAAAGAUCAUGGACUUGACGAUGGAGAGCGUCAUGCUAUUAACGUGGAUAUCAAAACUUCGAUCGGUGAGGGUCCAUUUCGCGGGGAACCUACAACUAUUGAGUGCGGAGAUUCAGGAUGCGGCCAAGAGACUCAUGGAAUCCACCGCGGGUUACAAUAACUUUGUGUUGACGAUAUGCAUUUGCUACACUUCUUCCGAUGAGAUCUUGCAUGCGGUCAAAAAAUCGUGCAAAGAAAAAUGGGAUGAUGGUAUCGGAAUCAUGGGAUAUGACAAGGGGAGCGACUACGAGCUGCUCAUAAAGGUGGUAGACAUUGAAAAGCAUAUGUACACGGCCAUUGCGCCAGAUCCUGACAUUCUGAUCCGCACUGGGGGCGAGUACCGGCUAAGCAAUUUCCUUGUAUGGCAGAGUAGUGGCUGCCAUUUGUCUUCGUUGGGGACGGUUUGGCCGGAGUUUGGUGUGUUUCAUCUGGUGUGGGUGGUAUUGGAUUUUCAGCAAAAUUACCAUUAUUUUGCUAAGAAAAAACUGCAGUUAUAGACCCUUAGAACUGGUUCAUAUCUUUGCUUGUAUUAGUCCCAUAAUAACAUGUUGUAAUUAGGUGCAAAAAUAAGGGGAAAAAAACUUAAGAAAGAACUGUGUCACAGGGAUGUACCAACUUAAAAGUUGGGUCUGGGUUUUAUCAUAUGCAAUUUAAGCAUGUAUAUUUCUUUAGCAUAUA